GGCCGUUGCCGGGAGGAUGAGGCUGCGGCGGCUGCUGCUGCGCUACUUCCCGCCCGGGGCUUGGAAUGCCAAACUACAGCAAGUAUCUUCAGGACAGUUUCUUUGAAGAUAGAGCUGUUUAAAUAAAGCAAAAAGUUGUUGGGGAAAAAAGAGCUUGUUCAUUUCCAGAAUAGAAAAUGGCUCAUAAAUAAUGAUGUUUAAUAUCUUCAUCAUAUAAACGCAUCAGAGCUUUUCAUCAUCCUGCAAAGUCUCAGCAAGAACAGCCAACUUCCUUCUAGUUCCAAGACCUGGAAGUAGGUCUGCUGAAGUCAGUGGAGCAAUAAAGGAAUUUGUCUGGAAUAUGUACAAGAUGGUGAGCCAAAGUCCAGAUCUAUAGAUCUGCUUGAUCUUACACCUGAUUGGCUCCUUGGGAAGAACAAGAGGCUGACAUCAAACACCGUGCAGAGAUUCUCAGGUUUUAUUCAGCAUUCAAACUGUUUCUUCUGCUUUCCUUUAGCUAACAUCUUCCUCUAGCCAUCCAAAAUUAAAAAAAAAAUUAAAAAAUUAAAAAACCAGAAACAAAUCUGAGAACCUUAACAUGGUUUUGGUUAUAGUAGUCAGCCUAAAUGCUCUACUGAGACACCUCUGGUACAAGGAGCUUCAGAAAGGUAAAAAAAUGUCACCAUUAAAUAAAAUUGCCAAAAUCCAUGAAGUUUAUUAAGUAGAGGACAUGAAGUAAUACGAUUUUCUUAGUACCAACAUUGAUAUGGAAGAGUUCUUGCCUGGGGGCCAAAAUUAGUAGACAAUGUAGGCUGCACAAGAUGAAAAACCCAAAUUUAAAAAUUAUUUAUUUUUCUUUAACCAGAAUUGUUCAGCUGGACAGAACCUAGUGAGUUGCUUCAUUAAAGAAAUAAAUUGUCUCAUAUUACUUGAUAGGAGCAUAAACGUUGAAAGAUACCAAUUUGUGGGGGUGUUAGUGUCUCUCAUUCAGAGGUCUGAUACAGGAAAUCCCCUUUAGACUGCGAAAAUGUACAUGGUAACAGAAAUAUCAGGCUUUCUUGCUAGGACUAUUUUUAAUUGUAUGUUGGUGCUGUGACUGCCUGGUACUGACAACCGUCAGUUUCUCGUGGAUGGCCCGGAAUCAGCAGUUUAUCUGAUGAUGUUAAAAGAUAAUCCAAUUCCACAGACUAGCUGUGAACCAGUCCCUGGGGGUUCCAUGGACACCUGUAGACUGCAGACCACGUUUUGGAAGUUCUUGUCAUAACUAAGAGUUGCAGGAACAGGCACAGACCUGUGAAGCUACAGAGAUAAUUUUAACAUUUUAUAUAUAUAAUUUAUCUUGUUGCUAUUCCAUGGGUAAAUUUCUUUCCAAACUAGAGUUUUUAAAAGCUAAAUCUUACUGAACAACUUCAGCAAGAGAAGGAAGGAAGUACAGAAACCAAGAAAGAUUUAUCCAUAAUUCUUUCAGCCAUUACGCAAUGAGAUAAACACAUAAUUUAAUUGCUUCAGGUUUUUUUGCAAGUAAAUUCUUGGUUUUAAAUUAAUACUUAUUGCCAAAGUAUGAAAUCUGGUAGGUUUGGGUUUUGGGAGUUGUUUGUUUCUUUGUUUGUUUUCCUCAUAAUUAGCACAGAUGCCACAGCCUUAGUAGAAGAAAUUCAGAAAGGAGAACCUCUCAUCACAGCUUCGUGCAAGGAAUAUGUCAUUCAUAUAGUACGAAGAUUGCAAGAGAAGAUAGGGGAAAAAGAAGAUCAUACGUUCAAACUUUUUAAGAUACUGAGAGCACAUAUUUUACCACUGACUAAUGUGGCAUUUAACAAAUCUGGUUCUCGCUUUAUCACUGGAAGCUAUGACAGAACCUGCAAAGUAUGGGAUACUGCAUCAGGAAAAAAUCUACAUACACUGGAGGGACAUGGAAAUGUUGUCUUCGCAAUAGCAUUCAAUAAUCCCUAUGGUACCAUGAUUGCCACUGGAUCUUUUGAUAAAACCUGCAAACUGUGGAGUACGGAAACAGGAGUAUGUUCCCAUACUUUCAGAGGGCAUAGGGCAGAAAUAGUAUGUUUGUCAUUUAAUCUUCAGAGCACAUUGGUGGCAACUGGAAGCAUGGAUACCACUGCCAAAUUAUGGGAUAUAGAGAAAGGAGAAGAAAGAGCCACUUUAAGUGGACACUCUGGAGAAAUUAUUGCAGUGUCUUUCAACACCACUGGAGAGAGGAUUAUCACUGGCUCCUUUGACCAUACAGUAAAAGUGUGGGAUGUUGGCACUGGCAGGUUGUUACAUACUUUAAUAGGUCACAGAGGAGAGAUUUCCAGUAUACAGUUCAGCUGGGACUGUUCUCUCAUUGUCACUGGAUCAUUGGACAAAACAUGCAUGCUGUGGGAUGCCAUGGCUGGGACACACAUAGCAACUUUAACAGGUCACAGUGAUGAAAUAGUGGAUGUCUGCUUUGAUUAUGUCGGCCAGCGUGUUGCAACUGCCUCCUCUGAUGGAUCAGCAAGAAUCUAUAAUGUGGAAACAAAAAAGUGCAUUGCAAAGCUAGAAGGUCAUGGAAGUGAAAUUUCAAAGGUAUGUUUCAACCCUAAAGGUGAUCGCCUACUGACAGCCAGCUCUGAUAAAACAGCUCGACUCUGGGAUGCUGCUACUGGACACUGCCUGCAGAUAUUAGAGGGCCACAAGGAUGACAUAUUCUCCUGUGCAUUCAAUUACGAAGGCGAUAAAAUCAUUACAGGGAGCAAGGAUAACACCUGUAGAAUAUGGCACUGACUGAAGAGAAGGAAAGAUCCAGUUUGCUAUAUGCCUGCUUUGUGAGUUUCGUAGUCAAUAAACUCAGUCUUUCAGAUCUAUUUGCUUUUCCCCUCUUUGUUCACCUUCAGCUUUGCUAAGUAGGAAAGUUGCCUAGAUUUUUAUCAGUUUGCCUUUGCUGUUGCUGGGUAGAUAUGGAAUCACAGAACAGCAGAAAUUGGAAGGGACCUCUGGAGAUCAUCUAGUACAACACUCCUGCUCAAAGCACUGUCACCCAAGCAGGCUUCCCAGGAAUGACAUGGUUUGAAAUAUCUGCAAGGAUGGAGAAUCCACAGUUUCUCUGGGCAACCUGCUUAGUGCUUGAUCACUCUCACAGUAAAAAAAAGGUUGUUGAUAUU
This is a messenger RNA of Apus apus (common swift), 3116 nucleotides long. It is a transcript of the gene DAW1, whose product is annotated as dynein assembly factor with WD repeats 1. Gene Ontology annotation, biological process: proteasome-mediated ubiquitin-dependent protein catabolic process; ubiquitin recycling. The coding region runs from base 1540 to 2739 and encodes 399 amino acids. Lineage: Eukaryota; Metazoa; Chordata; Aves; Apodiformes; Apodidae. The record is from RefSeq and is a predicted model, not a curated record. Gene Ontology annotation, molecular function: ubiquitin binding. Gene Ontology annotation, cellular component: nucleus; cytoplasm. The transcript has 14 exons.